AUGGCGGCCGUGCAUCUGGCGGCGAUUCGCGGCGAUCUGCGCAUGCUGGUUGUGAUUGUGGAGAGUGGCGGUGACAUCACACUGCUAGACAAUGGCUUUGCAAGUCCUCUCUACUAUGCUGCCAAAUAUGGUCGAAUCGAGUGCGUUCGUUAUCUUCUAUCGAAACACAAAGAGAAUGAACUUAAAACGGUGACAUGUCACUACGACGAUGUGCCAUUGAGACAGGGUUAUGUCGAGAUUGUGGCUCUGCUGGUGACGAGUGGCUGCCACUUGGAACAGCAAGAUCCCAAUGGAUGGACUGUGCUUCACGCAGUUUGUAAGCGAAGUAAUGUGGAAGUGGUGAAGACGCUUUUAAAGAUAGAAUCAUUGUUGAAACCUUCUGCAAUCAAACAUAUGAUAACUGUCGUAUGUGAUGAUGGAUAUUCCAUCCACUUGGCGUGUCAUUACUCCAAUCUUGAUGUCAUCAGACUUCUCAUCUCUCAUCAUUCACCACUCAACAAAUUUAACAGUUUUGGUUGCACACCUCUAAUGGUCUGUUGUCAGUCAGGUCAAUACCAGACUGUACAGUUAUUGUUAGAUGCUGGUGCCGAUCCUAACCUAGUGAGCCCAAUUAAUAAGAAAACUGCCAUGCAUUGGGCUGCUAAUCGUCGGGAUCUACAAAGGGUGUGGCUGCUGCUUCAAUUUGGUGGUGAUUAA
Messenger RNA from Corticium candelabrum, 696 nucleotides. RefSeq names its product ankyrin repeat and SAM domain-containing protein 1A-like. The coding region runs from base 1 to 696 and encodes 231 amino acids. The transcript is spliced from 5 exons. Gene Ontology annotation, biological process: proteolysis. Gene Ontology annotation, molecular function: protein binding; aspartic-type endopeptidase activity. The record is from RefSeq and is a predicted model, not a curated record. NCBI's taxonomy places the organism in Eukaryota, Metazoa, Porifera, Homoscleromorpha, Homosclerophorida, Plakinidae.